CGGCGGCGGGCCUAGCAGCCCGAGAACCGGCCUUCGCGCGCAUGCGCGCGCCCCUGGGACGCCUGGGGGAGGGGGAGGGGCAGGAGGAAGGGGCGCGGCUCCGCGUGCCCGUUGGGCGCCCGUGCGUCACGUGGUGAGGAAGGAGGCAGGUCCCAGGCUUGGGGGAGGGAGAUAGAGAAGAGGAAAGGAGCGAGGGAAGGAAAGCGGGGAAGAGAGGAAGGAAACGAACGAGGGGGAGGGAGGUCCCUGUUUUGGAGAAGCUGGACGCGUUGCCGGCCCCUGAAGUGGAGCGAGAGGGAGGUGCUUCGCCGUUUCUCCUGCCGGGGGAGGUCCCGGCUUCCCGUAGAGUCUCCGGACCAAGCCCCUUCAGCUUCUCCCUCCGGAUCGAUGUGCUGCUGUUAACCCGUGAGGAGGCGGCGGCAGCGGAAGAUGGUGUUGCUGAGAGUGUUAAUUCUGCUCCUGUCCUGGGCGGCGGGGCUGGGAGGUCAGUAUGGAAAUCCUUUAACUAAAUACAUUAGACAUUAUGAAGGAUUAUCUUAUGAUGUGGAUUCAUUACACCAAAAACACCAGCGUGCCAAAAGAGCAAUUUCACAUGAGGAGCAGUUUUUACGUCUAGAUUUCCAUGCCCAUGGAAGACAUUUCAACCUACGAAUGAAGAGGGACACUUCCCUUUUUAGUGAUGAAUUUAAAGUAGAAACAUCAAAUAAAGUACUUGAUUAUGAUACCUCUCAUAUUUACACUGGACAUAUUUAUGGUGAAGAAGGAAGUUUUAGCCAUGGUUCUGUUAUUGAUGGAAGAUUUGAAGGAUUCAUCCAGACUCAUGGUGGCACAUUUUAUGUUGAGCCAGCAGAGAGAUAUAUUAAAGACCGAACUCUGCCUUUUCACUCUGUUAUUUAUCAUGAAGAUGAUAUUAACUAUCCCCAUAAAUAUGGUCCACAGGGGGGCUGUGCAGAUCAUUCAGUAUUUGAAAGGAUGAGGAAGUACCAGAUGACUGGUGUAGAGGAAGUAACACAGACACCUAAAGAAGAACAUGCUGUUAAUGGUCCCGAACUCUUGAGGAAAAAACGUACAACUGUAGCUGAAAAAAAUACUUGUCAGCUUUAUAUUCAGACUGAUCAUCUGUUCUUUAAAUAUUAUGGAACACGAGAAGCUGUGAUUGCCCAGAUAUCCAGUCAUGUUAAAGCAAUUGAUACAAUUUAUCAGACCACAGACUUCUCUGGAAUCCGUAACAUCAGUUUUAUGGUGAAACGCAUAAGGAUCAAUACAACUGCUGAUGAGAAAGACCCCACAAAUCCCUUCCGUUUUCCAAAUAUUGGUGUGGAGAAGUUUCUGGAAUUGAAUUCUGAGCAGAAUCAUGAUGAUUACUGUUUGGCCUAUGUCUUCACAGACCGAGAUUUUGAUGAUGGUGUUCUGGGUCUGGCUUGGGUUGGAGCACCUUCAGGAAGCUCUGGAGGAAUAUGUGAAAAAAGUAAGCUCUAUUCAGAUGGUAAGAAGAAGUCCUUAAACACUGGAAUUAUUACUGUUCAGAACUAUGGGUCUCAUGUACCCCCCAAAGUCUCUCAUAUUACUUUUGCUCAUGAAGUUGGACAUAACUUUGGAUCUCCACAUGAUUCUGGAACAGAGUGCACUCCAGGAGAAUCUAAGAAUUUGGGACAAAAAGAAAAUGGCAAUUACAUCAUGUAUGCAAGAGCAACAUCUGGGGACAAACUCAACAAUAAUAAAUUUUCACUCUGUAGCAUUAGAAAUAUAAGCCAAGUUCUGGAGAAGAAGAGAAACAACUGUUUUGUUGAGUCUGGCCAACCUAUUUGUGGAAAUGGAAUGGUAGAGCAAGGUGAAGAAUGUGAUUGUGGCUAUAGCGACCAGUGUAAAGAUGAGUGCUGCUAUGAUGCAAACCAGCCAGAGGGGAGAAAAUGCAAGCUAAGGCCUGGAAAACAGUGCAGUCCAAGUCAAGGUCCCUGUUGUACAGCACAGUGUACAUUCAAGGCAAAAACUGAAAAGUGUCGGGAUGAUUCAGACUGUGCAAAAGAAGGAAUAUGUAAUGGCAUUACAGCUCUCUGCCCAGCAUCUGACCCUAAACCAAACUUUACAGACUGUAAUAGACAUACACAAGUAUGCAUUAAUGGGCAAUGUGCAGGUUCUAUCUGUGAGAAAUAUGGCUUGGAGGAGUGUACCUGUGCCAGUUCUGAUAGCAAAGAUGAUAAGGAAUUGUGCCAUGUCUGCUGUAUGAAGAAGAUGGACCUAUCAACUUGUGCCAGUACAGGGUCUGUACAGUGGAGCAAGCAUUUUAUGGGUCAAACCAUCACUCUGCAACCUGGAUCCCCUUGCAAUGAUUUUAGAGGCUACUGUGAUGUUUUCAUGCGGUGCAGAUUAGUAGAUGCUGAUGGUCCUUUAGCUAGGCUUAAGAAAGCAAUUUUUAGUCCAGAACUCUAUGAAAACAUUGCUGAAUGGAUUGUGGAUAAUUGGUGGGCAGUAAUGCUUAUGGGAAUUGCCCUGAUCAUGUUAAUGGCUGGAUUUAUUAAGAUAUGCAGUGUUCAUACUCCAAGUAGUAAUCCAAAGUUGCCUCCUCCUAAACCUCUUCCAGGCACUUUAAAGAGGAGGAGACCUCCACAGCCCAUUCAACAACCCCAGCGUCAGAGGCCCCGGGAGAGUUAUCAAAUGGGACAUAUGAGACGUUAACUGCAGCUUUUGCCUUGGUUCUUCCUAGUGCCUACAAUGGGAAAACUUCACUCCAAAGAGACACCUAUUAAAUCAUCCCCAAACAAAACCCUCACAAAUAACAGUCGAAGAAAAAAAUGGCAAGAGAUCAUGUCCUCAGACCAGGUGGAAUUACUUAAAAUUUAAAGCCUGAAAAUUCCAAUUUGGGGGUGGGGGGUGGAAAAUGAACCCGAUUUUCUUAUGGACAGAUAUUUUUAACCUAAUGGCACAAAAGUCUUAGAAUAUUAUUAUGUGCCCUGUGUUCCCUGUUCUUCGUUGCUGCAUUUUCUUCACUUGCAGGCAAACUUGGCUCUCUAUCAACUUUUAUCACAAAUUGAAAUAUAUAUAUAUAUAUUUUUUUCAACUGCCAAUCAAGGCUAGGAGGCUUGACCACCUCAACAUUGGAGACAUCACUUGCCAAUGUACAUACCUUGUUAUAUGCAGACAUGUAUUUCUUACGUACACUGUACUUCUGUGUGCAAUUGUAAACAGAAAUUGCAAUAUGGAUGUUUCUUUGUAUUAUAAAAUUUUUCCGCUCUUAAUGAAAAAUUACUGUUUAAUUGACAUACUCAGGAUAACAGAGAAUGGUGGUAUUCAGUGGUCCAGGAUUCUGUAAUGCUUUACACAGGCAGUUUUGAAAUGAGAAUUAAUUUACCUUUUUCUUAUGAUGGAGUUGGUUCUGAUACUCAUUUUGUCUUUAUCAAAUGGCUGCUAAGAGCACAUGAGUGACUACCCUGAAGAACACAGUUAAGUGUUGUGCAAACUGGACAUAUGCAGCAUACUACUUCAGAGUUAGUUCUUUAUGUAAGUGUCUGAUUUCUGCUUAUUUCAGUUAAUUCAAUUCCAUUUUUGAAUUGAUAGGUGACAUUUUUUUCAUGCUUCAGUAGAAAUUACGUCAGUGAAAUGAUUCUUUUUAUUUGUAAC
This is a messenger RNA of Molossus molossus (Pallas's mastiff bat), 3618 nucleotides long. It is a transcript of the gene ADAM10, whose product is annotated as ADAM metallopeptidase domain 10. The coding region runs from base 430 to 2676 and encodes 748 amino acids. The transcript has 16 exons. NCBI's taxonomy places the organism in Eukaryota, Metazoa, Chordata, Mammalia, Chiroptera, Molossidae. Gene Ontology annotation, cellular component: plasma membrane; synaptic membrane. Gene Ontology annotation, biological process: membrane protein ectodomain proteolysis; Notch signaling pathway. The record is from RefSeq and is a predicted model, not a curated record. Gene Ontology annotation, molecular function: metalloendopeptidase activity involved in amyloid precursor protein catabolic process.